UCUUGUUUUAAUGUAAUGUACCUGUAUUUGAACCCGACGCGUUGUUACGUAAACUCGGCGUCACACGCCGCUGAGCUGCGUCGCCCGGAAGAGAGAAGCGUCGUCCUGCGUCCAUGUCCAAUGUUUACAUUCGCUGCAGACCCUCGAAAUGAAUCCCCCGAUGAUCAUCUCGACUAGCUCCGUUUCUACAACAAAAAGGAAACGAGAGGCAGAGCGCUCAGUCAACUGGACGGCCGAGGAAACUCAGGUGCUGCUGUGUGCAUGGAGCGACGAGCGCGUCCAGAAGAGCUUGGCGGAAAACCUCCGCAACCGGCACGUCUUCAAACACCUCUCAGCUCGCAUGAGCGAAAUGGGUUUCUGUCGGAGCCCUCACCAGUGCCGGCUCCGCGUGAAAACCCUGAAGGCUAACUACGUGAGAGCCAAACUGCAGAGAAACUUCGGCAGCUCGCAGCCCUGCAGUUUUAAAUACUUCGCAGAGAUGGACGCGGUGUUGGGCAGGAGGUCCGUGGGAGAGGACGGAGGGCUCCGCUUUAUUUCUGGAGAUGGGAUGGCCGAUCACCACUUUGACUCCAUGGACGGGAUGAGAAGCAUCGCCCUGGAUUUAAAUUCCAACGCAGAGGUUGGUGGACACCAUUUUGGUUCCUCGGAGAGUGAAGGGAGACAGCGGUUGAGCUCCCUAGAGGAGAGGACAGGCUGUCAUCUCGACUCCUCUGAGGUCAAGCUGGAGGACAGGCAGGAGUCAACGGAAGAGUUUGAAUUCAGUGACACGGGAUUUUCACCGCAUCCAAGAAACAGACACCAUAAGGUUUAUCUGGAAACAACCAUCCAUCCUGAAAGUAAUGGUACAAUAGUGGAAAAUGGCUUCAGCACUCCUUCACCACACGUAGCCGCAUCUCUACCCGCCGAUGCCGACGCUCUCCCUCCUCCCGUCGCCCAGCCCAUUGCCUCUCCUACUCCUUUGGUGCCUCCACACGAAAGCCCCAGCGACCUCCCCGCCACCGCUCGCCGUCUCCCCGAGUCCUCCUCCCUAGAACCUGCCCUGAAGCACCUUUCCGAGUGCUUCCAGCGGCUGGUGUCGGAGACCCGCGACCUGCUGGUGCAGCUGGAGAGUCAGAGGCACGACCACGCACGCUGGCACCAGGACCUCUUGGCUCAGUGGCUGCAGAGGGAGGAGCGCCAGCAAAGGGAGACGGCCGAGAGGGAGGAGAGGAGGGAGAAGGCUCGCAUGGAGCACGAGAUCAGAGUCUUGGAGCUCCUCGCCAGUCUGAGCAGACAACAGGGAUGCAGGUGCAGAGACAACCAGAACUUAUCCGAGGCACUGACUGCCCCAAGUCACACCACGAACAAAGACGGCCAUUAGGAUGCACUCACAUUAAUGCUUUUUUUUACAGUGAUUAACCCAAAGUGUGCAAUGGUAUUCAAGCUCAGGUGGAAAUAGACAACAGCACUGAUAAUGCAGAUAGCUUCAUUCUGUUCAACCUGAUUUUUCUUUAACCCCCGAGUGGUUUGGAGUGAGAUUUUGAUGGAGCCCAAUACAAGAAAUUGCACUUAAAAUGUCUGGUAGUGAUGCCUUAACAUUAACUGUGAUGUUUCCAUUUUAUCUCGUGUUCUUCAUUUUCUCCCUAAUAGAAGGAAUGGUUUAACCAUUUAAAGUGAUCUGUAUGUGCAGCUUGAAUCUUUAUGCAAUGUACUGAGUUAAUUCAGGUAGCCUGUCUGAUGUUUCUCAUAAUAGGCUUUGCUACAGGGCCAUUUGAAGUAAUGUAACUUAACUGUAGGAGCUGAUCAUACGCUUCUUUAUUAUCUUCAAUCUCUUCUGUGACUGCAUGUUAACAGCCAUACCCUAAAACACACUAACCGACAAGUAUACGGAUGGAACUGCACAACACUACUGUGAAUAAGAAAGUGAUAGUUGGCCGAUGCCCAGAAAGUUUAAGAGAAGAAUUUACAGUUAAUUUGUAGAUGGGGGAUUUCCCCUUUUCUUUGUUCCUGAGUUUCUCAGGAGAGGGAGUUUUUCUGUGUCAGCUGAUUAUCCAAAAUAAAAGUUUCAUGUACUUUUUGUAUAUAUAUAUCUAUAUAUAUAUGAAUAAAACAAAAUAUUUUCAACAA
Molecule: messenger RNA, 2106 nt
Organism: Mugil cephalus (flathead mullet)
Lineage: Eukaryota; Metazoa; Chordata; Actinopteri; Mugiliformes; Mugilidae
Exons: 3
Coding region: 149-1360 (403 amino acids)
Biological process (GO): positive regulation of DNA-templated transcription
Cellular component (GO): nuclear body
Source: RefSeq, a predicted model, not a curated record